AUGGCUCUCCAGCGGACCCAGGUCUUUCUUCUCUUCUUGUUGCUGACCCUGCUGGGGCUGGGGCUGGUACAGCCCUCCUAUGGCCAGGAUCGCAUGUACCAACGAUUCCUGCGGCAACACGUGGACCCUGAUGAGACAGGAGGCAAUGACGGCUACUGCAACUUGAUGAUGCAAAGACGGAAGAUGACUUUACAUCAGUGCAAGCGCUUCAACACUUUCAUUCAUGAAGAUCUUUGGAACAUCCGCAGUAUCUGCAGCACUGCCAACAUUCAGUGCAAGAACGGCCAGAUGAACUGCCACGAGGGUGUGGUGAGGGUCACAGACUGCAGGGAGACGGGGAGCUCCAGGGCUCCCAACUGCAGGUACCGGGCCAAAGCCAGCACCAGACGUGUUGUUAUCGCCUGUGAGGGUAACCCGGAAGUGCCUGUGCACUUUGACAAAUAG
Messenger RNA from Rangifer tarandus platyrhynchus (Svalbard reindeer), 444 nucleotides. The record is from the annotation of a GenBank genome assembly. Lineage: Eukaryota; Metazoa; Chordata; Mammalia; Artiodactyla; Cervidae.